GAAAUGACGCUUUUACACUAAUCACUGUGCUCACGAUCACUGUACACACUUGGCAGAAAAGAGAAAAAAAUUAAUUGAAUGCGCAGAUAAUUAACAGUUGUGAUAUAAUGAGUGAGUUAAGUGAUGGCCAUGUCAACUGAUUUUUUAUUUCCGAAGAAGAAAAGUGGCAAUGUGAAAAUGUAAUGUUGUCACUCAAAUUAAGGUAUUGUGCUCUGUAUGGACAGAGGUUGAUAUGAAAGGUAAAUUGAAAAGUAUUACAAAUAUCCUAUAUUAUCUACAUUCUAGAGAUAUGUAAUUUCCUGUCAAGCCAAUCUUGUUUAUGAAAGAUGAAAAUAUGUGGAAGAUAUUGUAAAGGAAAAACUGUAAUUUAAAUGAAUGAUAGUAAAAAAAAAAAAAAAAAAGGUAAAUGAUACAUAACCAUCUGAGAUAGCUUUGUGAUUUUAGCGUAGACCGUGUCCUUCGGAGCACAAGUGCUGCACAAACGGGAAAAUGAUGUCGUCGUUCCACCAUUGAAAUUCUCCUUCCUCACCACUGCACCUCUCUGGAAGCAGCUGCUUCUGCCUGUUUAAAUCUGCACUGCAGUGCCUCUUCAGGCCAAAGCAGUAGAGCCCCAGGUGUGACCCUGUGAGUUUAUCUGUUAAAGGGCGGAGGACGGUGAAAGGAAAUUGCUUUCCUGAUCCCCUGGGCCUUGACAGGCAGCUCAUCCUCUCCGCAGCCCCCGUGGUUGUUUAUGGGUCAUGGCUAAAGUUAGACGAGAGCGGAGCAGCCCCUCCGCUCUACACCCCCUCCCCUUCUUUUAUGAGUGUGUGGCACCAGCAUGACUGCCUGCGUCAGCUGGCCGGGAUGGGAAGUGGGUCGUCGCAUGAAGGAGAAGGUAUGCGGGAAAGUGGGCAAGCAGAGAAUCUCCCUCUGUAGAAGGUGCACAGGUAACGCACCGCAGACGGGGUCUGGCGCAAGCCGUAACUGUGAGUAUGUGUGUUCAUUUAUAGUAAAGCUUGCAUAGUGUGUGUUUUGUUUUUUAUGAUCAGCCCUAUUAAAUAUGCACCUCUUUCAUUUGUUUACGACCGCGCCAACUCCAGCCCUGCCGAUCAUUACUGCUUAGCUUAUAAUUAGGGGAAUUGAUUUAAUCUUCCUGAGUGUCGGAAUCCUUCAGGCUGGCAGCUUGAGUCCGCGUUUCAGUUCAGCCUCAUUUAUUUCAUCGUUUUCACGCAGGACAUCGGUUCCCCCUUGGUAGAACCGCACGGCACAUGAUACCGUAAACAGAUUUCACUUUGCGGCUGAAGCUUUGACAGGCUUGUUUUUUUCCAACGAUGCUGGCAUAGGGAAGCUUUAUAGCAUUCAGAUUCCAGGAGAGCCAUUCGGGAUUGAACUCUUUGUGUGUGAGUGUGUGUAUGACAUCCUUGUCUUCCUAUAUUACGUGUGGUCUGUCCCUGCAGUGUGCUGCCUCUCUCUGACUGCCUGCCCGCUGUUUUGCUCGUGUCCAGCUCGUUAUGUCCCGUCUGCCUGUCUGUACGUACGCCUUCUUGCAGGUUGCUGAGACCCGCGCGUCCCUGCAGAACUAGCUAUGCUGCUUCUGGGUCAGAACCGUGGCCUCACCUUGGCUGUUCUGUUUCUGUACACCUGGGCCUACUUUCCAACUGAUGCGAUUGGACCCGCCCCUAAAAUUGAUGGGCAGAUGCACUCUGCACUGACACUGAAGGAGAAUGCCACCCACCACUUUAACUGCCAAUCAGAGGGCUUGAGCACUGGAGAUCCUCCCCUGCUCACCUGGUACCUGAAUGGGGAGAGGCAAACACACCCAGGAGGCGAUACUGUGGACCAGCUGGUGGCGGCCUCACAUGAUGGGCCGCGGGCGCCGGAAGGGGGAUCCACGCAAACUAGCACGUUCACCCUACAUGCCAGGAAAUGGGACAGAGAGCUGGUGUGUGUGGCCUCACACCCCCAGACCGGCAGGAGCUACAACGCCACGGUCGUUCUCAACGUCCAGUAUCAGCCGGAGAUUUUGCGAGUAAAUGCCCAUUACAGUGAGACCUCAGACCCUGGCCUGUCCCUAGUUUUGUUUGCUUUGGUACGUUCCAAUCCCCCUGCCACCAUAACCUGGGUGGACCAGGCCGGGCGGCCGGUGGCCAACACCUCUGACUUCUUCAUCCUGGACUCACGCAGCUACCCCUGGCUGACCAAUCACACGCUGCGUGUCUCCCCCAGCAGCCUAACAGGAAAUGUCUCCUUGAAUGCCAGCAAUAGCUUGGGUUCUGCCCAGAGCAACCUCACGCUUGCAGAAUUCCUGCAGUCCCGAGUGGAGGUGCCAUUGCUGGGGAUUGUGACAGGGGGCGCUGUUGGGUUUGUGAUGCUCCUCAUCCUUACCUUAUUUUUAUUUUACCUGAUGCACAAAAACAAGGGGAAAAACAUAGACGAACCAGUGGAGAUGACGAUCCGGAAGAGUGAAUCUGACCAGAUGCAGCUGGACCAUGUUAUUCUGCCCCGGGAGAACAUGUCCCUACCUUCUAACCUGCAGCUCAACGAGCACAGCGCCCUCUGCAAAGCAGGGAUGGGGGAUUCCAGUGCAGGUCCGGGGCAGAAACAGUCCGACGACGACGGGCACGACUUGUUGGCCGCCUACGCUGCCAAAGGGUUUUCCCGAUUCCCCAUGGUGGGCUACAUUUACAAGGUCAACAGCGUGAGUAGCGAUGAAGUUUGGCUGUGAAAGCGCCUCAACCGGAAUACCCGGCAUUCAACGGGAUUCCAAGAAGACCUCCAAAAUGACUAAUCACUCCAAACAAUCAGGACCAGGAGCACUGACUCCUCACCAGACUUAAGGGAUGGUGUGAUAUUUAAGCCCAAGGCUGGAGAUGAAGAGAUACAUUAGUCAAAGUGCCCUCCUGUGAUCAGGGCUAUCUUCUGGAUUCAAUGCAACACCACCACCACCAGGGGGAGCAGUUUAGUAACUAACUGCGGGUCGUCUAUGCAUGAACGCUGCUUUGUUUGCCUAACCCCCUUUCCAUUAGUUAUUAAGAGUGCAGGGUCUGUCUCUACCCUGAGUACUCAUUCUGGUCUAGGAUCAGACGUUUUAACCAUACUUCAAUAAAAUGAUUAAAGACAUAAAGGGCUUUAGUUAUAUAUUUUUUGGGUCAGUAUGUACACACGCUGACCUCAGCACAGCCUUCUCCAAACUUCCUGUUUCUUUGUGGAAUGUUACAUGUAUAUAAUUCUGUGUAUGAUGUCAAAUAAUAUAUUUAUAUAUGAAAGGUAUUAUACUGUGAAUGCUGAAGUACAUAACUGGGAUGAUUAUGUGUAUAUGGUACAAUAAACAUGAGGACCAA
This is a messenger RNA of Paramormyrops kingsleyae, 3320 nucleotides long. Its product is annotated as transmembrane protein 25. Lineage: Eukaryota; Metazoa; Chordata; Actinopteri; Osteoglossiformes; Mormyridae. Gene Ontology annotation, biological process: negative regulation of excitatory postsynaptic potential. The record is from RefSeq and is a predicted model, not a curated record.